Leptidea sinapis is the source of this 1409-nucleotide messenger RNA. RefSeq lists its product as uncharacterized. The record is from RefSeq and is a predicted model, not a curated record. The transcript is spliced from 7 exons. The coding region runs from base 178 to 1125 and encodes 315 amino acids. NCBI's taxonomy places the organism in Eukaryota, Metazoa, Arthropoda, Insecta, Lepidoptera, Pieridae.
GCGCGUAAACCCGUUUUGACUAUCGAUAUAAGAUUAAUACGAUGUUUUUCAACCAAAAAAAUUAAUAAAUUACUCUAAAAGUUGUUGCUAUAACACGCUUAGACGAUAAAUAUAUCAAAGUGAAGUGGUUCUAUAAUAACAGAUAGGGGUGAAUAAUUUUCCUUGAUUAAUUAUUUAAUGUUGAAGAUGAAAAGGAUUUUUCACCUCAUUUUCCGCUUGCUGUUCCUUCUUGAAGGUGGGGUAUGGUCUCUCCGCAACCUGUCUAUCUCUGUCCCUCGCGCGGUGCUAUCAGGAGAGGGACAGUCCGCAGUACUGAGAUGUUCAUACGACUUAGAGGGCGCCGCGCUGUACUCAAUACGAUGGUAUCGCGCCGAGACAGAGUUCUACAGAUACGUGCCCAGGGAACUGCCUCCUACUAUGGUGUUUCCUCUGCCCGGAGCGAGCGUUGAUUUGUCACAAUCAGAUCAUCAUCAAGUUAGGAUCGUCAAUUUGAACAGACGUCUAAGCGGUGACUACCAGUGCGAGGUGUCUGCAGACGCUCCGCUUUUCCACACAGACAUACGAUCAGCUCCGCUCACCGUUGUGGACCCACCAUUCCGUGCACCGCUUCUUGCCGUGUCCCAGAGGAACUACAUCAGAGGUGACGUCAUCACAGCGAACUGUACCGUCGACGAGGCCUUCCCUGCUCCCAAUAUCACCUGGAUAUUGGAUGAUCAGAAAAUAGCGGAAACAGUAUCCUCACAGGCGGCUGAGCUGGACUUGAAGGAGCGAGCAGCAUUCAGUCAGCUGCAGCUAUCAGUGCUAGAGGUUCAGAAAUAUGAGCUUGGAUUGAGCUACACACGAGAUCGCCUUGAUAGAAGCUAUCACCCGCCGAAUAGAGAAAGUCCUAGACAUACAGAUAGUGUGAGCUAUAAUGUGUUGGCACCAGAAAGCGGCCAGUUUACCCUCAGCUGUGUUGCAACUAUACACAACAUCUACGCUCGACAGAGUGAGGUGGUCAUCAUGAGAGAGGAUGCUCCACAACCAGCCUCUGUCACUGGGGAGAAUUCCGCAGGUACAUCGCCUAGUGUCUAUAUGUUUCUAACAUUAGUAUGCAGCGGAGCAGCUAUCGUCUUCUCGUUAUGACCAGCACAAGAUACUCGUUCUUCUAAACUUUUAUUGUUGUUAUAUUGAAAAAUAUAUAAGUCAGUUAUCCUACUAAGUCAGUGUUGUUCUUAAAGUAAUUUGUAUAUAAAAGAUAUAUAGCUGCCAGAAUGUUUUUGUUAUAAAUGACCCCAUUUUUAGUAUUUCAUUGUUAUAAUUAUAUAAUUAAUAAAAUUAUACGCAAUUAUAUAAGUAACGAAAUAUAUGUUAUUAAAUUGUUGCAUCAAAAUAACAUGUGAAUAUGUAAAUAAAUAAGUUUUAAAUUA